UUGUUUAUACUGAAGCCAACGCCGGAGGCUGCAGCUCCUUCCACUCCUGCUUCCAUUGCUGUCACCUUUGAACAACUCUCUAAAGCCAGCAAGAUGAAGGUGAAAUGGAGCCAAAUGGGUUUGGUGUUCUUCCUCAUUCUGUCCCUGGUGAUGACAGGCUGCUUUUUGUGGCAAUAUCAGCUUCCAAAACUUCUGCAAGAUGGAGACAUGGGCCGGAAUGGUGAUUCAGAAAGGAUGUGUCCCCGCUUCCCAGAGCCUCUCCCUCUGGAGCAUCCUAUUCCCAGUCUGAAGGAAGCGCUGGAAAAGGUGGACUUUUUGCUUCGGCAAAGCAUCAAUCCUAUCAGCCUUCCUGCUCUGUCCGCCAUCGUAGUCUUAAAUGAUACUGUUUUAUGGACCGGCAACUUUGGAAAGAGAAAUGCCAGUGAUCCCCUCUCAGGGCCACCGAACGAGUACACGAUUUAUAGAAUUGCCAGCCUAUCCAAGAUUUUCCCAACACUGAUGCUGUACAGACUGUGGGAGGAUGGGAAGAUCGGCUCCUUAGAUGACCCCUUGGAAAAAUAUGUGGAGAAUUUCACCAUCAAGAACCCUCUGGGGAAGACGCGAGACUCUGAGCUGAAAUAUAUCACAGACGGCCUCAUAUUUCUAGACAGUGGAGAGGUUCAGAUUCGCUCCUCUUCAGUCACCUUGCGCAGGAUGGCGAGCCAGCUCUCAGGUCUCCCAAGGAGGCUCCGGGCCACAAAUCUACUCUGGAAAGGAAAAACGCAAGCUGCAAUCAAUCUUCUACAAGAUGAUGUUUUAGUUGCCGAUCCGGGUACAAAGUGUCACUACAGUAACCUUGCUUUCUCUUUGCUCGCUCAUGUGAUGGCAGAGCGAGUAGCUGGAGCGGACUACCAGCGGUGGGUCGCAGAAAACAUUCUGGACAGGCUGGGGAUGGAAGACACCGGCUUCGACCUGACCCCUGGCUGGCACAGUCAGAUGGCUGUGGGGGUGUACUCUAACGGAAAACCGGCUCCGCUCUACGACCUCGGCUGGUACCGGCCUUCCGGUCAGAUGUUCUCCACGGCCGCCGACUUGGCAAAGCUCGCGAUGAUGCUGCUGGGAGCCUAUCACCGCAAGGUGCUGGAGCCGGACUCCUUGAAGAUCAUGCUGACUCCACUGUUCCGGUGCGAUAAGGACUACUUCGCGAACCGGACCGGCACCCCGUGGGAGGUGAACGAGCUGAUGGGCUACGAGUUGGUGCGAAAAGAUGGUGACCUGGACGGCUACUCUGCCACGUUCUCUCUGAUUCCCAGGCUGAAGCUCGGCCUGGUGGUGCUCAUGGCAGGCAGCAGGUCUCAGAAACAGGAUGUGGUCAGGAAGGCUUACAGCCAUAUUGUGCCGGCCAUAGAAAAGGCCUUCAGGGAAGCCAAUAAGGUCCUCGUUGCUCCCCCAAGUCCCGAUCCUUACAUCGGCAUUUUCACAUACGGCAACAUCACCUUCUAUGAGAUCAAAGUGGGGUCAGACGGAGUUCUGAUCAUGCAGCAGUUUGGUCCUCAGAUCGAAGAACUGAUCCCAGAGAAGUUCAGGACAAUAAAGCUUAACUACCUGGUUGAGCGGGUGUUCAGAGUUGUGUUUGAAAAAGAAUACCCUUGUAUAUUGCGAGUGGGCACAGCCUCAGUGUCCCUGGAAGCCCAAGAUGGCCAGUUAUUUAACUUCUACAUGUUUAAUAAGCAGGGUUUGUCUCCUGGAUUUGACGCACCGGGUCUCAAUACGUACAAUGUUGUGAGAAUCGCUCGUAAGCCGACUUUCUCCAGCUGA
This is a messenger RNA of Menidia menidia (Atlantic silverside), 1797 nucleotides long. The record is from the annotation of a GenBank genome assembly. Lineage: Eukaryota; Metazoa; Chordata; Actinopteri; Atheriniformes; Atherinopsidae.